AUGCUUCCCAAGAAGCGCAUGCUUCAGGCACAUUCAUCCCUCCUUCAUCAGCUCAAGGCCAUCAUGGCGCUCAUGCAACCCCUCCUCGCUCCUACGUCGACUAGACACGACGACAAACUCAUACCCAGAGUCGUCCCUGCGCGGCGGAGGUUGACUCUUCCGGAGCGGAUACCCCGCGAUGCGUGGGACUCCCACAUGCACGUAGUCGACCCUGCCGCGUAUCCCUUGGCAAAGGAUGCCGUCUACUGUCCCAAGACACAUCGACUCGACCAAGCCCUCUCCUUCGAAGCAUCGGUCGGCAUUGACAACAUCGUCCUCGUACAACCCUCCAUCUACGGCAACGACAACACUUGUCUUCUUGAUGCUUUGCGUGCCCUUGGUCCUCGCCGUGGCCGGGCGGUUGUAGCUUUCGAACCCGGCAGCUUAUCUGAGAGUACCCGCAGAGAGUGGCACAAGCUCGGUGUAAGAGGUGUUCGCAUCAACCUAUCAUCCGUCGGAAAGUCACUCAACGCCGUGGAACUCAACGAGCUUUUACAUCGAUACGCAAAAGAUUGCAAGCCUCUAGACUGGGUCAUACAGGUGUACAUGCCCAUGUCCAUGAUCGAGCUGUUGGAACCCAUCGUCCCAGCUCUCGGCGUCCGCGUCUGCAUCGACCAUCUCGGCCAUCCUUGCGUCAAAGACAUGCCAUCACGCAACCCAUACGGCAUGAAGGGCUUUAAAUCCCUGGCAAAGUUGUUGAGAGCUGGCAACACCUACGUCAAGCUGUCAGCACCAUACCGACUGAGCUCCAAGGCCGACCACAGCGACUUGGAGCCCAUCGCACGAGAAGUCCUGCACCUGCGAGGCAAAGACAGGGUCAUCUUUGCAACGGACUGGCCGCACACCAGGUUUGAGGGCCUAGACAUCCGACCCUGGAUGGAGACGGUUCUUGAUUGGUGUGGCAAGGACGAUGUCCUAGUCGACAGGCUGUUCAGAGGCAAUGCGGAGGACUUGUGGAAUACCCGGCACAGAGAAUGA
Molecule: messenger RNA, 1017 nt
Organism: Colletotrichum spaethianum
Lineage: Eukaryota; Fungi; Ascomycota; Sordariomycetes; Glomerellales; Glomerellaceae
Product: 4-sulfomuconolactone hydrolase
Exons: 1
Coding region: 1-1017 (338 amino acids)
Molecular function (GO): hydrolase activity
Source: RefSeq, a predicted model, not a curated record